Messenger RNA from Stegastes partitus (bicolor damselfish), 731 nucleotides. Its product is annotated as interleukin-17C-like. The transcript has 3 exons. Gene Ontology annotation, molecular function: cytokine activity. Gene Ontology annotation, cellular component: extracellular region. NCBI's taxonomy places the organism in Eukaryota, Metazoa, Chordata, Actinopteri, Pomacentridae. The record is from RefSeq and is a predicted model, not a curated record. Bases 29 to 523 code for a protein of 164 amino acids. Gene Ontology annotation, biological process: inflammatory response.
UCAGCAGGUCGCGUCACGCAGAGUGGACAUGAAGCAGAUCCUCGUCCUCGCGCUUUUCCUCGUGCCCGUGUGGUCCAAUAAGAUGUUCCGGUGCUACAACGAAACCGAGCUGCUCGGAGCGGCGGAGCGCAAGCUGCGGAGCCACUACCCGCAGCCCGCCGAGCCUUCGGCCGCAGCUGCCCGCGGAGCAGAGCUCCCCUGCCCGCUGCAGCUGUACCAGCAACCCGCCUCCACCGAGCUGAGCGCCCGCUCCGUGUCCCCGUGGACCUACGUCCUCAAGACCCUGAAGGACCACUUCCCGUCCAGCUACAUGGAGGCGAGCUGCCUCUGCUCCGGCUGCAUCCUGGUGCAGAAGGACGGCUCGGCAUUCCAGAGCUUCGACUACAACUCUCUCACGGUGAAGCAGAGCCGAGUGUUCCUGAGGAGGCAGCGGUGCAGCGACGGCUCCGGAUACUACCUGACGCCCGUCACCGUGGAGGUGGCCGUCGGCUGCACCUGCGUCAGAGCCAACAGCUCGCCGUAGCGCCGCGCAGAGACUCUGACACUAUUUAUAUAUUUAUGUAUUUAUUGAGUGUGAACGGCUGCUCUGGUGUGUGUGGACCUGACUGGACCACACGUUAUUUAUUGGUUCGAUGCUGCGACUGUAUUUAUUGCUCUGCAGGUUUCGUCCCAGUGGGACUUUAAGGUUUGGCUUCUUUGAAGCACAAUAAAGAAAAAAGUUGCUUUUUAAA